This is a messenger RNA of Trypanosoma conorhini, 399 nucleotides long. RefSeq names its product large subunit ribosomal protein LP0. NCBI's taxonomy places the organism in Eukaryota, Euglenozoa, Kinetoplastea, Trypanosomatida, Trypanosomatidae. Gene Ontology annotation, molecular function: large ribosomal subunit rRNA binding; structural constituent of ribosome. The record is from RefSeq and is a predicted model, not a curated record. Gene Ontology annotation, biological process: ribosomal large subunit assembly; cytoplasmic translation. The transcript has a single exon. Gene Ontology annotation, cellular component: cytosolic large ribosomal subunit. The annotation marks the transcript as partial.
AUGCCGUCCGUCUCCGAGGCCAAGCGGGACUACGAGGAGCGCCUGAAUGGCUGCCUCACCAAGUACAGCCGCAUUCUCUUCUGCCAGAUGGACAAUGUCCGCUCGCAGCAGGUGCACGAUGUUCGCCGCGACCUUCGUGGGUUGGGUGAGCUUGUGAUGGGCAAGAAGACACUCCAGAAGAAGAUCGUGGAGAAGCGCGCGGAGGAGAAGAAGGCGACAGAGUCCGACAAGUUGUUCUACAACAAAUGCAUCGAGCGGAAGCUGCUGUGCGGCAACACCGCCCUCGUCUUCACGAACGAGGAGAUCUCCGUUAUUACGGACGUGCUGGACAAGCACCGUGUGCAGGCCCCCGCCCGCGUGGGCGCCAUCGCCCCGUGCGACGUCGUCGUCCCCGCGGCA